AGCCAACAGUGCGGGCAGAACUGAUGGAACAGGUGCCUCAUAUUGCUAUGUUCUGUCAAGAAAACAGACCUUCAAUCCCAUAUGCUUUUUCCAAAUACUUACUGCCUAUUGUGGUACGCUACCUUGCAGACCAGAAUAACCAGGUAAGAAAAACAAGCCAGGCAGCAUUGUUAGUUCUAUUGGAGCAAGAACUCAUAGAGAGAUAUGAUGUGGAGACCAAAGUAUGCCCUGUUCUGAUAGAUCUGACAGCUCCAGACAGCAAUGAUGAUGUGAAGACGGAAGCUGUGGCUAUAAUGUGCAAAAUGGCCUCCAUGGUGGGAAAGGACAUCACGGAAAGACUUGUUCUUCCUAGGUUUUGUGAGAUGUGCUGUGACUGCAGAAUGUUUCAUGUUCGUAAGGUAUGUGCAGCCAAUUUUGGAGAUAUCUGCAGUGUGGUUGGGCAGCAAGCCACUGAAGAAAUGCUGCUGCCGAGGUUUUUCCAGCUCUGCUCCGAUAAUGUGUGGGGAGUUAGGAAAGCCUGUGCUGAAUGCUUCAUGGCAGUUUCUUGCGCAACAUCACAGGAAGUCCGGAGGACAAAAUUGUCAACCCUUUUUAUUAAUUUGAUUAGUGAUCCUUCACGAUGGGUCCGCCAAGCUGCUUUUCAGUCUCUGGGGCCUUUCAUAUCAACUUUUGCUAAUCCAUCGAGCAGUGGGCAGUAUUUUAAAGAAGAUGAUGGUAAAAACCCAGACGGUUGUGGUUCUGCACAGGAAAACAGUGAACAAGUCAGGACUACAGAAGAUGUCACAACAAAGGAUGAGCACAACAGGACAGAGGAUCUGUCUUCACAUGUUGCAACAAAACUUGAAAAUGCCAUGGAAGAUCAAAAUACAGUGUCAAAUAACACCCAGAGGGAAAGUGACUUCCAGACUGAGUCAUCCUUCCGUUGCACUUUGUCUUCAGAAUCUUGUGGGGAAAUGGCUGACGAGAAUGAGCGAAGUUCUCAUUGCUGUACAGCAGGUCUGCGGGAGGCUGUGCUGAAUUCACAGGAGACCUCUCUUUCAGAGCAGGAAUUGUACAACUCUUUCCAUUUCUGGAGGACUCCACUUCCUGAAAUAGAUAUUGACUUUGAGCUUCAGCAGACUUCUGAGAUCAUACUCGAUAGAGAAAUUCAGGAACUCACUAUGCCAGUGUCUCCAAACAUUCCUAUGGCAACAAGGAAAGAAUUGGAAGAAAUGAUAGAAAAUUUGGAACCCCAUAUAGAUGAUCCAGAUGUUAAAGCACAAGUGGAGGUGUUGUCUGCUGCACUCAGAGCAUCCAGUUUGGAUCCUCAAGAAGAGACAAUGGCCAGCGCCGGCAAAGAAUUGGACUCACACACUGAGCUAACCAUCAAUGACCAACAAAAUUUUAAACCUAUACUGGGUGAUAUUGUGCCUUUAAUUGGUGACACUGAGAAUAUGGACUCUACACUUCACUAUAUUCAUAAUGAUUCAGAUUUGAGCACCAACAGUAGUUUCAGCCCUGAAGAAGAAAGAAAAUCUAAAGUGCAGGAUGUUGUACCUCAAGCCUUGCUGGAUCAGUAUUUAUCAAUGACUGAUCCAUCUCGUGCACAAACAGUUGAUACCGAGAUUGCCAAGCACUGUGCCUACAGCCUACCAGGUGUGGCACUUACGUUAGGCAGACAGAAUUGGCACUGUUUGAAAGAUACCUAUGAGACACUGGCAUCUGACAUGCAGUGGAAGGUUCGGCGGACACUAGCAUUUUCUAUACAUGAACUUGCUGUCAUCCUUGGAGACCAGCUUACAGCUGGAGACUUAGUUCCUGUCUUCAAUGGCUUUCUAAAAGAUCUAGAUGAAGUCAGGAUAGGUGUGCUUAAACACUUGCAUGACUUUCUGAAGCUUCUUCAUCUUGACAAAAGACGAGAGUAUCUUUAUCAGCUUCAGGAAUUCCUAGUGACUGAUAAUAGCAGGAACUGGCGUUUCCGUGCUGAGCUGGCUGAGUAU
Messenger RNA from Phaethon lepturus (White-tailed tropicbird), 1979 nucleotides. Its product is annotated as serine/threonine-protein phosphatase 4 regulatory subunit 1-like. The record is from RefSeq and is a predicted model, not a curated record. The transcript is spliced from 12 exons. Gene Ontology annotation, biological process: protein dephosphorylation. The annotation marks the transcript as partial. Lineage: Eukaryota; Metazoa; Chordata; Aves; Phaethontiformes; Phaethontidae. Gene Ontology annotation, molecular function: protein phosphatase regulator activity; protein binding.